CCGUGGUGAGGUCCCCGCCCCGGAGCCCCUCACGGCGGUCCUUCUGACGGUGAGUGUGAGGUGAGCUGAUUAAGAGUCUUUGAAGGCAGUUGUGAAGCUCCUCAACAUAGUGUCACCUGAGCAAACAUCCCAGACCCCAUCAGGACCAGGACCACAUGGCUGCUCCUCAGGGACCGUUAACCUUCAGGGAUGUGGCCAUCGAUUUCUCUCAGGAGGAGUGGGAAUGCCUGGACCCAGCUCAGCGGAAGUUGUACCUGGAUGUGAUGGUGGAGAACUACAGCAACCUGGCCUCCCUGGAUUCUGGUAAAACAUCUAAUUGGUCUUCAGGUUGUACUCUAAAUCAGAAAAUUCAUGCUGGAGAGAAGCCUUACAAAUGUAAAGCAUGUGGCAAAGCCUUUAAAUGUCAUUCAUCUCUUAUGGUACAUAAGGGAAAAAUUCAUACUAUUGGAAAAUUUUACAAACUCAGGGAAAAUGGAAAAGGCUUUAGUGAGUCCUCAAGACAUACUCAGCAUCAUAGAAAUGAUACGGGAGAAAAGUCUUAUAAAUGUUCAGAAUGUGACAAAGCCUUUACCUGGCCCUCAACCCUUAGUAUUCAUCUGAGAAUACACACUGGAGAGAAACCUUAUGAAUGUAAUGAAUGUGGCAAAGCCUUUAACCAGUCCUCAUUUACUUAUCAUCAGAGAGUUCAUACUGGAGAGAAGCCUUAUAAAUGUAGAGAAUGUGGCAAAGCCUUUAGAUGUUCCUCACAUUUUAUUACCCAUCAGUUAUUUCAUACUGGAGAGAAGCCUUAUAAAUGUAGAGAAUGUGGCAAAGCCUUUAACCAGUCAUCAAACCUUAUUUAUCAUCAGAGAGUUCAUACUGGAGAGAAGCCUUAUAAAUGUAGAGAAUGUGGCAAAGCCUUUAGAUUUUCCUCACAUUUAAUUACCCAUCAGUUAUUUCAUACUGGAGAAAAGCCCUAUAAAUGUAGAGAAUGUGGCAAAGCCUUCACUGCGUUAUCAACCCUUACUAUCCACCAGAGAAUUCACACUGGCAAGAAGCCUUAUAAAUGUGGAGAAUGCGGCAAAUCCUUUGGUAGAACCUCACACCUUGCUUAUCAUCAAAGAGUUCACACUGGAGAGAAGCCUUAUCAAUGUAGAGAAUGUGGCAAAGCCUUUAGAUGUUCCUCACAUCUUAUUACCCAUCAGAGCAUUCAUACUGGAGAGAAGCCUUAUCAAUGUAGAGAAUGUGGUAAAGCCUUUAAAAGUUCCUCAUACCUUGCUAAUCAUCAGAAAGUUCAUACUGGAGAGAAGCCUUAUAAAUGUGGAGAAUGUGGUAAAGCCUUUAAAAGUUCCUCAUACCUUACUAAUCAUCAGAGAGUUCAUACUGGAGAGAAGCCUUAUCAAUGUGGAGAAUGUGGCAAAGCCUUUACACGUUCCUCAUACCUUACUAAUCAUCAGAGAGUUCAUACUGGAGAGAAGCCUUAUCAAUGUGGAGAAUGUGGCAAAACCUUUACACGUUCCUCGUACCUUACUAAUCAUCAGAGAGUUCAUACUGGCGAGAAGCCUUAUCAGUGUGGAGAAUGUGGCAAAUCCUUUAGAUGUUCCUCAUACCUUACUAAGCAUCAGAGAGUUCACACUAGAGGAAAGCCUUAUAAAUUUAGAGAAUGUGGCAAAGCCUUUGAUGGAAACUCACAACUUAGUAAGCAUCAGACAGUUCACACUGGAGAGAAGCCUCAUAAAUGCAGAGAAUGUGGCAAAGCCUAUAGAUGGUCCUCAGAACUUACUAAUCAUCAGAGAGUUCAUACUGGAGAGAAGCCUUUUAAAUGUAAAGAAUGUGACAAAUCCUUUGGUGCAUCUUCAAGCCUUGUUUAUCAUCAGAGAGUUCACACUGGAGAGAAGCCUUUUAAAUGUAUAGAAUGUGGUAAAGCCUAUAGAUGGUCCUCAGACCUUAUUAAGCAUCAGAGAGUUCACACUGGAGAGAAGCCUUAUAAAUGCAGAGAAUGUGGGAAAGAAUUUAGGUGCCCCUCAAACCUUACUAAGCAUGAGAGAGUUCACAAGGAGAAGCCUUUUAAAUGUAUGGAAUGUGGUAAAGCCUAUAGAUGGUCCUCAGACCUUAUUAAGCAUCAGACAGUUCACACUGUAGAGAAGCCUCAUAAAUGCAGAGAAUGUGGCAAAGCCUUUAGCUACCCCUCAAAACUAAUUAAGCAUCAGAGAGUUCAUACUGGAGAGAAGCCUUAUACAUGUAGAGAAUGUGGCAAAUCCUUUGUCAAUUCCUCCUACCUUACUAAACAUGAGAUAGUUCAUACUGGAGAGAAGCCUUAUACAUGAAGGAAGUGUAACAGAGCUUUAAUUCAGUGUGCCUGCUGCACUAUACAGCAGAGAGUGCAUACUUGAGAGAAGUCUUACAGAUGUGCUUGGUGUCAUCAGUCCUUGAUCAGCAGUGAGUACUUACUGAACAUCACAGAAUUCAUACUGGAAAGAAAAAUGUAAAAAAGUGACUUUGAAAGUCACUCAGGUAUUAUUGUACUUGAGAUAUUCAAAAGAGAGAGAGACCAAACAAAUGUAGAGAAUGGGAUGGAGCCUUUACCCACAGCUCACAAUUCACUGCACAUCAGGGACUUUAAUAGUGGAGGGACGCCUUACACUGUAGAAAAUGUGAGAAAGCCUUAACCUUUGGUCAAACUCAACAUUUCAGGAAUCAUUCUAAAGAAACAGCAGUAAUAUAAAGUUUUCAUCCACAGAUUUCUCCAUGGUUGAAACUUCAUUGAGAAUGACAAAAUGAGGUGUUACAAAUUAUGAGGCAUAUUGUCAAAGUGUAUGUCCUCAUUUAUAUGUCAUACUAUAUCUGAUAAUUAUUACUGGAUUGAUGUCCCAUCAACAUAAAGAAUGUGACAAAGCUUACUCAGUGUGCAACCCUGACCCAACAUGAGCAUUCACGCUGGGGAGAAACCUCAAAUGUAAACAAUGUCCUAAAGUCUUUAGUAAGCAUCCAUAGCUUAUUCCUCACAUUGGAAUUCAUUCUAGAGGGAAACCUUAACUCUAAAGAAUGUCGGAAAUCAUAUACUUGGAUCUACAGCCUCAGUCAUUAUCAGCUAUUGUAAUUUUGCAGAAAUUCCACAUUUAUGAUAUAGCAGGAAGGAUUUUUCUUCAAAAUGUACAUACAAAACUCCAAGGAAUUUAUGCCUUAAACAGAUUUUAAAGAUGUAAAAACUUUAUCCAAGUAUGCAAUUGAUUAUGGAUUUCAAAGUAUCACUGAAUUCACACUAAUAGGUUGCCAAAAUGCCUUUCAGGUAUUGUUCUAAGUCAGAAUGUUUAUUAAACAGUGUCCUCCAAACUUAAAAUGUAGUUAGGGAAUAUUUAUAUACUUGAAUAUAUCAAAAGAAUUAAUGUUUCCAUAUGUCCAGUUACAUAGAGUGUUAUCUAAUUUACAUUGAAAUCAUUUGAAGUCUUGAAAAGGAAAUAUUAAUGUAAUUGUAAUCCCAUAUCACUUGAUGCUGCUAUGUUUUAUUUCUGGUAUAUGUGCGAGUGAAAUGGGGUUGAUUGUUUCUGCCUUAAAGAUCUGUGAGCUGUUGUAUAUUAUAUGGACUUCACUUGUGUAUACUUUCCCAUGGAAUAUUGGAUACAUUCUAAG
Eptesicus fuscus (big brown bat) is the source of this 3609-nucleotide messenger RNA. Its product is annotated as zinc finger protein 420-like. Gene Ontology annotation, biological process: regulation of DNA-templated transcription. Lineage: Eukaryota; Metazoa; Chordata; Mammalia; Chiroptera; Vespertilionidae. The record is from RefSeq and is a predicted model, not a curated record. The transcript has 4 exons. Bases 156 to 2306 code for a protein of 716 amino acids.